Molecule: messenger RNA, 1026 nt
Organism: Lolium perenne
Lineage: Eukaryota; Viridiplantae; Streptophyta; Magnoliopsida; Poales; Poaceae
Molecular function (GO): protein binding
Source: RefSeq, a predicted model, not a curated record
AUGGGCACCCCUACCCAGCUGCCGGAUGAUGUGAUCGUGGAGAUCCUCCUCCGCCUGCCGCCGCACAGCGUCGCCCGGUGCCGCGCCGUAUGCAGGGCGUGGCGCUCCGCCAUCUCCCACCCGAGCUUCCAGCGCUCCCUUGCCGAACUCCCGGCCGCCGUCGCCGAGAUCACGGCUGAUGUCCAGCGCUACCUCUAUGGGGUUGAAGGUACCCAAUUACUGCUUGGAAAACAGUCCAGGGCCGUCGCCUUGGAGUUUCUCCGCGACGAUUGUCGCAGUCGUAGGGCCCUCUGGUUUACCACGCCCUUGUCCUUGUUUGCGUUCGUCCUCGGCUCCUGGGAUGGCGUUGUGUGCAUAGAGCGGGGAAACUGGCCACACCCUCGUUGCAUCCACUUCUACGUGGAACACUACGUGCUCUGGAAUCCGCUCACCAUGGCCUGCGCCACGGUUGAUACCCCGGACCGCAGCGGCCAAAUCAUCGCCGGCUAUGCGCACCCGGAGACUAGACGCUUCCACCUCCUGCAAGCUUCCGGCGAAACUCAUGGCAGUCUCCUAAUUUCCCCGACUAUCUUCCGGAUUCAAAGGGUUGGAGAUGCCGUUUGGCGCGAGCUUCCCCUCCCAGGAAACAUGUCGCAGACAGCACAGCUCCGUAUGAAGAUGAACACACACGUCCCUUGCUUCGUUAGGCUACACGGCAACUUGCACUGGCUGGUAGAGCAGUCCGGCUCGGAAACGCUGCAGCUGCUCGGCUUCGACAUGUCAUGGGAGGUGUUUUGGUCAGUUGGGACGCCGGCACGCCAAGGAGGCCUAGCCAUGGCAAGAAUCGGCCGAGCGCUAGCGUCUGGCGCUGGCAAGCUCUGCAUCUUCACCGUCUUGCCUUCGACUAGCACAAUGGAGAUGUGGGUGCUCGAUCGCUACUCCGGCCGCCCCCCAGCCCCAGGAAGCUGGCAGCUUAAGGAGAGGAUCAAUCUCAUCACCUUGGACGGGACCGAUCUGUCGUGGAAGUUCCGCGUGGGGACCACCUAG